This is a messenger RNA of Liolophura sinensis, 2323 nucleotides long. RefSeq names its product lysosomal alpha-mannosidase-like. The record is from RefSeq and is a predicted model, not a curated record. The transcript is spliced from 20 exons. Bases 38 to 2323 code for a protein of 761 amino acids. Gene Ontology annotation, molecular function: carbohydrate binding; alpha-mannosidase activity. Gene Ontology annotation, cellular component: lysosome. Gene Ontology annotation, biological process: mannose metabolic process. NCBI's taxonomy places the organism in Eukaryota, Metazoa, Mollusca, Polyplacophora, Chitonida, Chitonidae.
GAGGAACGAUAGUUUCUUCUUGCCUACCUCCAGUAACAUGGAGACCUUGAUGUUCGUCUUGGUUGGUCUCAUCGCUUCUCAAUUCGGGGUGAUGGGGAAAACCCUUGUGUUCUCGUCAGAUCAAAGAGAGUCAGUUCCUGAUGAUGACACGUGUGGUUAUGAGAGCUGUAAUCCAGUGAAAGAAGGGAUGAUCAACGUCCAUGUUGUCCCUCACACUCAUGAUGACGUCGGCUGGAUCAUGACCGUGGACCAAUACUACUACCAGCGUGUACAAUAUAUUCUGGAUACGGUCAUUCCUCAAAUACAAAUGGACCCGACCAGGAGGUUUAUCUAUGUGGAGAUUGCCUUCUUUAAACGAUGGUGGGAUGAACAGGACGAUACCAUAAGACACAUCGUGAAAGGUCUGGUCAAUCAAGGUCGAUUGGAGUUUAUUCUGGGAGCUUGGUCGAUGAAUGAUGAGGCGUCCACUCACUAUAACGCCAUCAUUGACCAGCACACCUUGGGCUUCCGCUUUCUCCGGGAGACGUUUGGGGAGUGUGCUCGACCCAGGGUGGCCUGGCAGAUUGACCCUUUUGGCCACUCUCGAGAACAAGCCUCUCUCUUUGCUCAGAUGGGAUAUGACGGUUUAUUUUUCGGCCGCCUUGACUACCAGGAUAAAGAUUACCGAGUCAACGCGUCGACAAUGGAAAUGGUUUGGGAAGGGAGCGAUGACUUAGGAAUUUCUUCUUCUCUAUUCACGGGAGCUUUGUAUGAUGGCUAUGGACCCCCACCUGGCAUCUGCUUUGCGUACGACUGUAGCGACCCCGUUAUGGAUGACGAGUCUCUACAUGACUACAAUGUUCCGCAGAAAGUUAACCAAUUCCUCAAAGACGUGGCUGAUCAGGCCAAGCAUUACGCUACCGAUCAUCUGAUUAUGACGAUGGGCAGUGAUUUCCAGUACACGGACGCUUUGACCUGGUACAAGAACCUGGACAAGAUUAUCAAAUAUGUCAACCAACAGCAAACUCUGAACAAUACCAAAGUGAAUCUACUUUACUCCACUCCAUCCUGUUAUCUGAAACAACUAAACCUGGCAAACAAAACAUGGACAACCAAAAGUGAUGACUUCUUCCCGUACGCUCACCGAGCUCAUAGCUUCUGGACAGGCUACUUUACUAGCAGAGCUGCUCUCAAGGGAUACGUCAGACGAACUAACAAUUUCCUACAGGUGUGUAAACAAAUGGAUGCCCUGGCACAACUUGACGAUUCUCAGCAUAGUUCUGUCAGCGUGGAAGUUCUCAAGGAGGCGAUGGGCGUGGCCCAGCAUCAUGAUGGAGUCUCAGGAACUGAGAAGCAGGUGGUUGCCUAUGAUUACGCUGAAAGAUUGGCAAACGGAGUGAACGAAUGUAGGAAAACCAUUAAUGACGCUUACAAGAAGUUAAUAAGUAAGUCCGGGACGGAUGUACCCUUCGAUCAGCACUACUGUGGGCUUUUGAAUAUCAGUAUGUGUGACGUCACAGAGAAUAAUAAACAGUUUGUGAUGUUGGCUUACAAUCCUCUGGGACGUCAUGUAACCCGCUGGGUGCGCCUGCCCGUGGUGGCAGGAACGUAUAAUGUGACAGAUUCAGACGGAAUGUCUGUAGCCACACAGCUACUGCCAGUCAGCGCCAGGACCAUGUCCAUUCCAGAACGGAAGAGUAAGGCCACCCUUGAGCUGGUAUUCAGCGUUACGAUACCGGCAUUAGGAUUUGCCUCGUACUUUGUUCAGAUGACUGGCGAUGUUCCCGACCAGAAUCUAAGUGAAUUCCGCGAGCUGGACAUCACAGGUGCCGAUACAGUUCUAAAGAACAAGCAUAUCUCUCUCACAUUUGAUGACGCUGGACACCUAUCAGCUAUGGAAAACCUUGACAGUCAAGUAUCGGUAGAAUUAAAACAAGAAUUCGCCUACUACACGGGAUUUAUAGGCAACAACAGCAAACCGGAGUUCCAGGCCUCCGGGGCUUACAUCUUCAGACCCAACGAAAUGGAGCCGCACACGUUUAACAGUGGUACAUCAGUGAAACAUACCAGGAUCGCACAGGGUCCUCUUGUACAGGAGGUGGAGCAGAGGUUCAGCCCGUGGGUCAGUCAGGUGAUCAGGCUCUACGAGGACGCCGAAUAUGCUGAGCUGGAGUGGACAGUUGGACCCAUCCCCAUCGACGACAAAGUCGGGAAGGAGGUUGUGAAUCGGAUUCAGACAGACAUGAUGACUGACAGAACAUUUUACACAGACGCCAAUGGCCGACAAAUCCUGAAGAGAAUGAGAGAAGUUUCGCUUCGCUUCGAGGGGUUUACUGUUCUGUGA